Arachis ipaensis is the source of this 1488-nucleotide messenger RNA. The record is from RefSeq and is a predicted model, not a curated record. Lineage: Eukaryota; Viridiplantae; Streptophyta; Magnoliopsida; Fabales; Fabaceae.
UUAAAAAGUGUAGCCUUAGGUAUUAUAGAAAUCACUUAUAAAGCGUAGCCGUAUGUUAAUAUCUAUGGGUACACUUUUAUAUUAAAGAGAGCGCUUUUUAAAAGUAGCCUAUUUGUUAAGUUUUGGGUGCGCUUCAAAAGUGUUGCCUAAUGUAUCUAAGUCAAAUACCCAAUAUAUAACACUUAGUAAAUUUUUGAAUUUUCACCAAAUGAUACAACGCAUACAAACACUUAGCCAAAUAAAAAAACAUAACCCUUAGCCACUGAAAACAUAACACUCGAUCAUCACUACCCUUAGCUUUUCCCUUCUUCGCGCCACUCAUCACCCCCAAAUCAGAGAAUGGGAUCGCCAUCACCAGUCACCACUCACGGCGUCACCACUCACCAUCUCCACCAAUCACUCAUAUUCGUCACUCACCACUCACCACGCCGUCACUCACGCACUCUCAUCCUCCCUCAACUCACACACACGAAAGAGAAGAAAUCAGAAAAGGGGAGCACAGAAAGAAGAAGAGAAGAAGCGAGGAGAAGGGAAGGAAGGAAAGAAACGACGACGCCGCCUAGGGCUCCACCGCUGUCGAGCGCCAGUGAAAGAGAGCUCAAGGAAGAGAGAAAACGCGAUGGAGGAGAGAAGAAGGGGGUUCUCGGUCGCCGCUGAAACUCCACCGCCAUUGCUAGGGCUUGUUGCCUUCGCUGUUCUGCCACCGUCGGGCUGCUGUUCCGCCGCCAAGGAGCUCGAAGGGAGUACCCCGUGUCACCAGUUCGAAAGUGUGUAUGAUUUGGAUAGUGAUGAUGAACUGCAAUGGCUAAAUGAGAUGGAGAUGGCCACAAGCAGAACUAGAUCGCUAAUUUGGAAGCUUCACAAAUUAGGGAGAGAGCAGUUGACAGGAUUAAUAAUGUUAUUGGAACUUUCCAUUUCUUCCAGAUACAACGAUUUGAUGCUCAGAAUAUUUUCCAAACACCCAGAUUUGUUCCCUGAAGAGUUUGAGCAUUUUGAUGAUUUCACUAUAGCUUCUUCAUGGGAAAGGUUUGUUUAUUUUUUGAGCCCUCUUCGUUCAAAUUUGCAUGAAAUCUCAAUUACAAGACACUUUAUAGCAUUACUGUAAGAGAAAUGGUUCUUUGUGUUGAAAUGAUGCUACUCUACUAUCAUGAUAACAUUAUUCUUUUAUGUUACUUAAUAAAUUUAUUUUGUAGGUUCAUUUCUAAAAUUGAGGCAAUUUGUCGUCUUUGGAUGGCUGAUGGUCCUAAAAAUUUAUUUUGUUUAUUUGUUUUGCCUUCUGGGUGAUGCAGGCAAAUCUUUUGAUUGAAAUUUUACUUUUUAUGAUCUGCAGUUAUGUUUUGGUGUAAAAGAAUUUUUGGCAUGGUUUAACACUAUCUAAUUUUUCAUUGAAAGAUUAAUGUCUUGUAUAUCACUAGCUCAUUGCUCCUCAAAGUGCAAGUGGUGUAGUUCUUGAUGCACCAGAGGCUAGCAGGCUGUUGAGUGUUGUUG